GACUUUGAGGUAAAAGCCAGCAGAGGCGCUUCAUUUCUUCACUCCGCCCGCAGCAGCUCGGUUUAUACUUCACUCCUCCGUCAUUCCAGCUAUGAGUGAGUUCACAGAAGACCAAAUUCUUGAAUUCAAAGAGGCCUUCCUCCUGUUUGACCGGACGGGAGAUGGGAGGAUCUGCUACAGUCAGUGUGGAGAUGUGAUGCGGGCUCUCGGCCAGAACCCAGUCAAUGCUGAAGUGCUCAAGGUUCUAGGCAACCCCAAGGCUGAGGAGAUGAACACCAAAAUGCUGGACUUUGAGCAGUUCCUGCCCAUGCUCCAGGCCAUUGCUAAGAACAAAGACCAAGGCUCGUUUGAGGACUUUGUGGAGGGACUGCGAGUCUUUGACAAAGAAGGCAACGGUACAGUAAUGGGGGCUGAGCUUCGCCAUGUUCUCACCACACUGGGAGAGAAAAUGACCGAGGAUGAGGUAGAAACACUCCUAGCUGGACAUGAAGAUGCCAAUGGCUGCAUCAACUAUGAAGCAGCAGCAGCAGCUCACUCUGGGCCCCUGGCUGUGGCAUGCUCUCUGCAUGCGUCUGGCCCAGCACUGCGUUGGUCACAUGGGCUCGGCUGGAUUACUUUCACGCUGCACAAGAACACAAGCAGUUCAAGCAUGUGUGUAUACAUAUUGGAGACCUAGACAGAACUUGUGCGGAUGGUGAUGAACGGUUGAAGAUGAUAAAGAAAUCAACAAAUUUCGGUCUCCUUGUCUCCGUUUUCUGUUUUUUGUGGUUUUUUUGCAAUUCCUUUCGUUCGUUCAUUCCUCUCCACGUCUUUUGCUUCUCCAUUCCAGAUGUUGGUUUGCACUCAUGUUUUUAUUUUCAGAAGUGCCUUUAUCUUCUCCCUAGUUAAGAUCCCUCAUCAUGAGUGUCCAGAAAACAGUGAGAUUAAAAGCACAUAGCUGCGUGAAGGAGAAAACUCUGCAAUAAAACCUCUUCAUGUAGUAACAUCAUCUGAGAUGCAGUAUAUAAAGUCAAUCCUCAGGCGCUUUAGUGAUGGACACUGUUUGUUUUAUAGCAGGGCAGUUGCAUCUUCCUUCAGCUGCCUCAUACGGUUAAGGGGCAAUCUUAUGCAGAAAACCUUAAUAUCUGAACUAAAAGGUCAUGUUUCAAAAUGUACCGUUUUCAGUUUUGUUCUUCCUCUGAAUGUUUUUGGCCUGAAAUAAAAUACAUUUGAAAAUAUA
Molecule: messenger RNA, 1219 nt
Organism: Neoarius graeffei (lesser salmon catfish)
Lineage: Eukaryota; Metazoa; Chordata; Actinopteri; Siluriformes; Ariidae
Exons: 7
Coding region: 92-676 (194 amino acids)
Cellular component (GO): myosin II complex
Molecular function (GO): calcium ion binding; structural constituent of muscle
Source: RefSeq, a predicted model, not a curated record